AGGGAUCUUACCGCUGCAAUGGCAGUGAGCCCACCCCUCGGUUGCGACAGUCGUUGCUGCCAAUCCGCCACAAGAUCACGCCGAAGCUCUUCCCGCCACGCACUUAUCUGGCACAGCAGCGGAGUUUCGCCCCUGCGAUGUGUCUCCGCGCGCGAGCACCUUCGCCUCCAGAUCCCAUGGCGGUUAUCCGGCAAGAAGGUUCGCCGCCUACCUGGAGAUCGUGCGGUGCGGACGUGAGUAGCGCCCGAGCGGGCCGCCGCAUAAGGUUCGGCGCCCACACAGGGACGCCGUAGAGGGCCAUGGACCGCACGACCCCGGCGUAUAACCGCCGGGGACUAUAUUUAGUUACAAUUGGUGGUGAUGAAACCCUUGUGGGUCGAUCUUGUGAUUAAACCCCUGUUUUCAUUUUUGACGGAUGUAGAUGAUUUUAGUAGAUGGUAUUCCUAAUAGAGUUGGAGAGUUGGGAUCAUAGAGUUUGGGAUACUACAAUACUAUCACAAUCCAUAAUUUUGUCAUUCCUAUUGUCAUUUUUGAUGAUAAAAACUGUUGCAAUAAAUUGUACCUAAAAUGUUCAAGAAUUACAAAGAUCUGUGUGAUGUGGUAUCCCUUCUUGUGUAUUGUCCCAGCGAGCGAUGUUAUUUGUUCACAAAGGAGGCGAGUGGUGAAACAUGGCUGCCAUCCAGCAAAUGCGAGAAGAAUUGCUGGAAGAUGACCGCUCAUAAGAUUAAUUUUGAGUUGUUCGGCAUAGACGCUGGUACCAACUGCCAUCCUCUGCGGGUAUACAAGAUCUGGCUGCCGAACCAUUCACUUAACUGCGUGUAUCAUGCGGUCUACAAAGUGGCCAUCAAAGCCGACGUGAAAAAGCGGCUCAAAUAUAAGGCUGAGGUAGAAUCUGGCUCGUUGAUCGAAAUCUGUGAGGAGAAUAUAGUGAUUGGACAAGACGUUGCUGGUGGGGCAGUGGCCAUGGCCUCCCCUAACCUGCAGCUGCUACAAACUGCCGGCUACACGCGAGAAGAUCAAAUUAGAAUUUACCGAGAGUUCGUGCUCAUGGUCUACCCAGCUAUUUACAUGAGCGUUAACAUCUUCAGUCAGUUUAUGGUAGAUCUUGGUUGGCAGAGGACUCAGUGCCAAAAUCUGUUCAGAGCGGCAGAUGUAACUGGACGUGGAGGACUAUCAUUUCUAGAGCUGAUGCUGUGGGCAGCUGCGCUGGAACCAGCCACUCAGCACACAGGCAUACCAGCUGAAAUAAGGUGCAGAUACAUAUUCAGGUACUUUGAUAGUAACCGCGACCUGAAGCUGGAAUAUGUAGAGUUCAAGGAGCUGGUGGCAGCUGCCCGCGCCGCGCGACAACUACCCAUCGAUGCCCUUAGUGUGGCGAGAGAUGCUGAUGUCUGUCUAAGACAACUAGGAAUGCAGCCAAACUCCCAGCUGCCUCUAGCUGAGUUUCUUCGAGGAGUUGGUGAGCUCCGCCUGAGAGGAACAAGCUCCCUAUUGCGGGCACCCAGGAGUAUCUCCGCUUACAUUGUGGAUUUGCAAGUACGUGAACAAGAAACGUCACAACCUUCAACCUCGACUACAAUGAAAAUUCAAGCUGGAGCAGCUGCGCUGGCCCACCAAGCCCCGGGCUCGGCCGGGGCUGCGGCCGGCCGCCGCGCCGUGCGCCCCGACUACAGCGUGGCAGUCUACACCGUGCGCAUGCGACGCCGCCCGCCCAACGAACUGCUCGAACUCAAUAACUUUGACGAGGACGCAGUCAGCCCGUCGACCGCUCACCUGAUGGUGAACGCGGUGCACUCGUUCGACGUGCUCGGGCCCAGCUGUGCGCCUGUAGAGGCUCUGGCCGCUGUACACUACUUCGCUACUAAUGUUGAAAGGCCACAUCAGCGGCGGCCAUCAGGCGGCAGUACUGUGAACAUGGUGAAGCCGGCGUGGACCUGGACCACGCCGGCAGAGGAGGCUGCGCUUGGCUCCCUCCUGCUGCGUCUGGCUGAAGCUGUUAAACCUAUCUGUGCUAACGAGCCCAGAGUACUACGUCUGUCCUCGCCUGUCUAUGCCGUGAUCUACACGGAAAUUUAAGCGCGUUACUGACAAUGGAGGCGGCGCUAUGGCCGUCAGGCCCUGCACUAGCAGCCGCGCGCAU
Molecule: messenger RNA, 2140 nt
Organism: Spodoptera litura
Lineage: Eukaryota; Metazoa; Arthropoda; Insecta; Lepidoptera; Noctuidae
Source: RefSeq, a predicted model, not a curated record